CAGUGGACGAUUCUAAGUCGCGGAAAUGUCAACAUGGCGGAGGAAAAUAUGACAUCCGCCGUUAGCCCAGAAACAAGUGGGAAAAUAUGUGAAGAUGUGUUUGUCAAUGGGGGGACGGAUAUCAUGGACAGUGAUGUUAAGGAAUCAGAUGAUGUUGAAACACCAACCGAAGAAAAUCAUUCAAAUGAACCCGUCAUGCCACGAAAAAGUAGCUUCAUGUGCAAAGAUGGGAGCAGAAAACCACCUCGAAAAAAGACCGUAUCUUUCAGCAGCAUGCCCACAGAGCGGAAAAUUGCAACAGCUCAAGACUGUCUUCAGUGUAUGCAGAGUGGCAGUGAAUUAAUAAAAGUCCGCUCUAACAGUCGUCAAUACCAUCGUAUAUUUAAACUCAACCCAGACAUGACAGAAAUCCGGUGGCAACCGACAUCCAAAAAACCCCAUAAAGCGCGAAUAUCCAUUGCCGCAAUAAAGGAAGUAAGAGGAGGUAAAACCACAGAGGCCCUGAAGAACAAGGAGAUAGCUGGAAUCUACCAGGAUGAGUGUGCAUUCUCUAUCAUCUUUGGAGAAGACUUUGACUCCAUGGACCUCAUUGCCAAUACUCCAGAUGAGGCCAACAUAUGGAUCACUGGACUCACAUGUCUCAUCAACACAAGUGCCAAAACUGGAACAUCCCCUGAAGCCAUAGAAGAAAUGCAGCAAAUGAGAGAUUCAUGGUUACAGGAAAUGUUUGAAACUGAAGCUAGCCAGUCUGCAGGGACUUUGGAUGAGAAGGGUGUUAUUAAUCUAGUAACUAAACUAAAUAGCAAUAUUGCUCCAGCCAGGGUGCGGCAAAAAGUCAAGGAAAUCGAAUUAAACCGAGUUGAAGCUGCUGAGAGAGGGAGGUUGAGCACUGAAGAAUUUAUCUGCCUCUUUAAGGAAAUUUCAACUCGACCUGAAAUCUACUUCUUAUUAGUACGAUAUGCUAGCAAUACAGACUACCUCACAACAGAUGACCUACUUCUAUUUUUGGAAGCAGAACAAGGGAUGCAAAGAGUAACGAAAGACAAAUGUAUUGACAUAAUCAAUAAGUUUGAGCCCUCCAAAGAUGGCAGAAAGAAAGGGCAAUUAGGAAUAGAUGGAUUUACGGAUUAUCUUUUGUCCGAGGAUUGUGAUAUAUUUGAUCUUGACCAGAACAAAAUUUGUCAGGACAUGCACCAACCUUUGAGUCAUUAUUUUAUAGCCAGCUCCCACAACACGUACUUAAUGAAAGACCAGUUGCAAGGUCCAUCAAGUGUGGAUGCCUAUAUACGUGCCCUCAUUAGAGGAUGUCGCUGUGUAGAGUUGGAUUGCUGGGAUGGACCAAAUGAAGACCCCAUUAUUUACCACGGACAUACCUUCACAUCUAAGAUACAGUUCAAGGCCGUGAUUGAGGCCAUCAAUACUUAUGCAUUUGAAACCUCCGAGUAUCCUGUGAUAUUGUCGAUAGAGAAUCAUUGUAACAUCAAACAACAGCAGGCAAUGGCUGCAUAUAUGACCUCAAUAUUUGGAGACAAGCUGUGUCAGGAAUGUGUUGGGGAAAAUGAAGAUGGUCCCCCCUCACCAGAAUCUCUGAAAGGAAAAAUACUUGUCAAGGGUAAAAAGCUGCCACCUAAUUCUGUGGAUGGGUAUGUCACUGAUGAGGAUGAAGGGGCAGAGUCUGACAAAAAGAAAAACAACAAAAGCAAGGACCACCCUGUUAAGAAGCAUAAACUGGCCAAAGAGUUGUCUGAUUUGGUAAACUAUUGUGUUUCCACAAGAUUCCAGGACUUCCAAAUCUCCCAACAGAAACAGAAAUUCUAUGAAAUGUGUUCAUUCAGUGAAUCCACGGCCAUCAAACUGGCCAUGAGCUGUCCGGAGGAGUUUGUGAACCACAAUAAGAAGUUCCUAUCUCGUAUCUACCCCAAUGGCAUGAGGGUAGAUUCUAGUAACUAUAACCCACAGGACCUAUGGAACUGUGGCUGCCAGAUGGUGGCCUUAAAUUACCAAACCCAUGGACUGAUGAUGGACCUGUACAAUGGAUUCUUUCGUCGUAAUGCGAUGUGUGGAUACAUCCUGAAACCGGCGAUAAUGCGGGAGGAGAUAGCGUAUUUCAGUGCCAACACAAAAGAUGUCAUUCCAGGGGUUUCACCUCAAAUACUACACAUAAAGGUCAUCAGUGGUCAGCAUUUUCCUAAACCAAAGGGCUCUGGUUCCCGUGGUGAUGUCACAGACCCAUAUGUUACCAUAGAGAUAUUUGGAAUCCCAGCUGACUGUGCAGAGGAGAGAACCAAAACUGUGCCUCAUAAUGGAUAUAGUCCAAUAUUUGAUGAGAGUUUUGAGUUCCAAAUCAACCUUCCUGAGCUGGCGUUGGUUCGGUUUGCGGUGCUGGAUGAUGAUUACAUAGGAGACGAAUUCAUUGGACAGUACACCAUUCCUUUUGAAUGCAUGCAGACUGGAUACAGGCAUAUUCGAUUAUGUUCGAACACAGGAGAAGAGAUUCCCAACUGUACCCUGUUUAUUCAUGUGGCCAUCACAAAUAAACGUGGAGGAGGGAAAGCUCAUAAACGAGGUAUGUCAGUGAAGAAGAAAACCAAGCGAGAUUACACCAGUAUGAAGUCAGUGGGAGUCAAAAGCAUUGAUGAAACAUUUAAGGUUGCCAUCCAGCCACUGCGAGAUGGCACAGACCUCAGGGACAAUGUACAGAUAACUUUGGCAGAUUUCAAAGAAACCUGUGGCUUAUCUCCUAUUGCCAACAUCAAACAGUGCUUCCGUUUAAUGAGUACUCGACUGUCUAACUCAACAGAACAGGCAAAUCUGUCACUCAUAAUGAGUGGAGAUUAUCCAAGCUUAGAAGCUCAGGGCAACCUUCCAGACAUUUUGAAGAAAGCUCUCAUUUCUUUUGAUGAGCUGGUUGCUGAAAUUAAGAAUUUGCUAGAAAAUGCAGACACAGUUUAUGAAAGGUUGCUGCAUUGUAAGAGAGCAGGAACGGAGUGGCAUGAAGAUCUUGAAAACGUUUGCCAACAGGCGGGACUAAAGGGCAAAAAGUUAUCCAAGGCUAUGGAGAACUUCUCAUGGAAUAUUAGGGUAUUAAAAGGACAAGCAGAUUUAAUAAACCAAGCCAAAAAAGAAAACCAAGAAUAUCUGAGACAAAUCACAGAAGCAGCACAAUCAAUGGGAGCUGGAAAAUUCAGCGAGGGUCAGAUUGAUAUGCCCGAGACACUGGAUAGUCCAUUAUGAUGAUGUCCCAGUUGCCGUUGUCUGCACUGGUACGAUUUUCCAGGGAUGCAACUGACAAUGAAACCACAAGCAAGGAAACCCACCAGGGCUCAAUGCGUCUACACCAAUGUUGAAACUCAUCAAGCUACUUCCCAGCUGAUUAAAAUGAAUGCCAAAACAUUAUUGUUGUUAGGUGUUAAACAUAGGAUGUUGCUGGCCGACAUACCAAGUUGUCAGAAUCUCAUGUGAUAGUUGGAGAGUCAGCUUUUUCUUUCCAGGGUUAAGUUUCUCUGUAUUGUAGUCUAACCCCUAAAUUUCUUAUACAGUACAUAAAUGUAGAAUAAUACAAUAAAUAGGGUCCGAAGGAUAUUUUUUUUUUUUUUAAAUCGUCCAUUGUGUUCAAAGUAGAUUAUCCCACAAUGUUGAUGUUUACUCGAGGUUGAAUCAGUAUAUUUUGUUAUAGAGCUGCAUUUGUAUGUACUUGUGCACUUACUAUAUUAUAUACUUUAGAGAUUGUAGAGGGAUAUUUAUUUGAUGUUGACUUCUGUCUGACACAUCGUGUGUUCCUUUGUGAUCUAGUCUAAGUCUUGCCAGGAUCAUACACUGUAUAUGAUUAUAAAUCUGUGAUUUUUAAGCUGUCAUUAGAUUUGUUUGCAGUAACGAAAAACCAAUACUAGAAACGUAUGUUAGCACUGCAUGAUAUGUGAUAUAUACAUGUAUUUCGUUUAUUUUUUUUUCACACUUAGCAAUGCGAAUACAUGUAUAUCACUCAAAGGCAAUAUGUUGCAAAUUUUUAUAAUAAUUUGUGUACAAAAUAAAAAGUUAAAUAAAUCGGUAUACUCGUAGAAGCUAAAUGUUGUGAGUGGUAAAUGUUAGGGCAUAAAUACAGUAGCUGUGAUGUGAUGAUAGGUCUGGCCCGUGUCCUCGCCUGUAUAGAUGUACGUGUGCCACAAUCAUCUAAGUAACUUAAACCAUAUGCUGUGUAAUUGGUAGCUUCUGCGGUUGUCCAUUGUCUGCGGAAUUUAGAGGAUAGGAAAAAUCUGCAAAAUUACAAUGGCUAAAUAUAUAUAGGUAUAUAUAGAUAUAAUGCAACCUUAUAAACUGGAAAUGUAGAAAAUAUUUUGCUUCCACUUAGGGAUCAUAUUGCAUAAAUUUCCAACCGCAGAGAAUAUCUAUUAUAUGGUGUAAUUACCCUGUAAUGUCCUAAUAACUUCAGGUAGCUCAUAUAAAUUUUUAACCAUUUUAAUAUUAGUGCUAGCAUAUGUUUAAUAAUAUUUCAUGUCAAGAACAGAUUGGUUGGAGUUCUGAUAUUGAUACUCUAAGAAACUUUGCCAAAUCAACCAUUUUUGGUUUCUGUGUGUUUGUAAGCUCGACUUUUCCUGUGAAUUGGGAUUUUAAUCUGCAGUCACCAUCUGAUGUGAAUUAGCACUCUCCACCCUAAGAAUACUUACUGAGACUGUCUUGUGUUUGGCAUACAUAUAGUAUGUAGCAGAAAUUUUUAAAGUGUUUACUAGUUUCGUUUGGAUAUGAUAUAAUUUUUUUUUUUUGCAACUGUACAUAAGUUAAUCCAUAACAAUAGAUGCUUUGCAAUGUAUAUGAUUUAGCAAAAGGUCAUGUUUGCCAAAGGCGCUUAAAAAGGAAUGCACCACCAAAUGUAUUACAUUUACAGUACGUGUAUUAUGUAUUUCAUGUCCUUGUCAAUUUACAUCAAGCCCUAUACUGACUUAAUUUUAUUGCGUACAUAUCUCUGAGACAAUGAGAUGAUCAACAAAGUUGAUUUUGCAUAAAGAAAUAAACCUUAUUGAACCGCUCAUCACGGUUUUGUAACCUAAAUGACUAUAGCAGCCUUACUGCACCUCCAUAAUUGUGAUACACCUCUAUAAUUGUUUCACAUAGUUCUCCAUACUUUAAAAUUGAUACAUAAAAACCCAAAUACAAUAUUUAGAAUUUUUGAUAUGUUUUCUUAAGAAUGGUUUACAUUGUUAAAUAUUGUCUUGCGUAGGCCAUAAUAAUGUUUUAUCUUGCCUGAGCCUAAGGCAUAGAGAUUUUCUGAUGUAUAUAUAUAAACUACCACACUUGUCAGGGAUGUUCCUGGAGUGGCCCAGAGAAGGUGUUGCUAGCUUUAGAAUGAUCAAAAUUUGAUUAAUUGUAGCCCUGUUGUUCUAGACAAGGUUUUCACCAAUAUAAAACUUUGUUUACAGCGGUGUAAGCGUUAUGAUCCUACAGUCUGAUUUUUCGCAGCCUUCAUUGGUAGAAACACUAUUUUCUGUCAUACUUUAUGUUCAAAACAAAGAAUCUCAUUUUUGACAUAGAAAAUUAUUAUGAUGUUUUGUUGUUGAUAGUGUAAUAUUAUGUUUUAUAGGAAAAAUACCUACUUUGUGUAUGUGAGGAGGUUGCUUUUUAUGCCCCCAUGUUACAGAUCAGAGGGCAUAUUGUUUUUGGUUUGUCUGUCCAAAAUCAACCUUGCUCAGAACUUUUGAAUGGUGAGUGAUAGGGUUUUCAUAUUUCAUGUGCAUUCCUUGUGACAAGACCUUCCUUUUGGUACCAAAGUUUUGACCUACAUUUAAGAAAAGUAAAUCUAAGCAAUUUAUCCUAAAUUAUUUAAAGUAGGGCUUUCAUAAUUUGUAAAUAGAUUCCUUAUAACAAAACCUUUAUUUGUUUCUUUAUUGCCAAUUGUGGCUAAUAGUGUUUCACAAAAACGCUUUGUUUUAUCAGGUUUGUUUUUUACAUCAGCAUUUAUUUUUUUCUUUUGUAAUGACAUCCCGAGAUCUUCAGUUUCCUUUGUCAUGUAAAUAUAAAAAAAGAUGAGGAGAUAAAUAAAUGACUAAUAUAUUUAUAGGGUUGCCAUCUGUCUCUGGUUUGCAGUUAAUUUUUUUUUUUCAUAAGCAUUCAGCCAUAAGUUUUUAGUUGCAAUAUUAAUGAAUUUGUGAAAAAAGAGGACAUAAUCUUGGACUUGUAUAAUGGAUUUAACAUUUUCAAAUAUCAAAAAUUUUCCACAUCUUCUGUUGUAUAACUUACACAUAGAUCGAUUAUCAUCAUCUAUGAUGCUUGUUUGAUGAGAGUACAAGUAAUGCCCGAUUUUCAGAGAGCCCAAAUUUUCAUCUGCUUUAUCAAAGCUACCUUUAUUUUGCUAUUUUAUGCAUCUGAUAAGAGAUUUGUAGAUUUGGAGCUGCAGUCAAUUAAUGUAGUUGAAACUAUGUAUUGAUUAUUAUGGAUUGUAGAUGAAUUAUAUUUUUUUAUAUUAAACAGGAAAACCAGUAUAUAAGUUUGAAAUGGGGGAUGAAUGAGUGACGUCUGAAUGUUAUACCAGUAAUCACUUGUUAGAUUUCAUAAGGUGUAUAAAAAUAGAUUACAAUGAGCAUAAGGAACUUCAGAGGUUCACAGAUUUAAAACCAGGUCCCCAUUACAGUAGGGUGUGAGCAGUAGGACAAAGCAAAUGACCUGCAAGCAGUGUACGGGGGCGGAGCUAGGGACGGUUUGAUGUGGCAGCAAAAGAGACAGGUGUUUGGGGAGCACUUUAAGGCUGCCAAUAGACCCAGGACAACACCCGGGGUCUGCAUUUUCAGCAAUGGUGACAUCCAAAUGCAUGUGUCUAGAAAAAAGAUAUCAGCAAAAUUGCCUGAAUUAUUGAUUUUAUCAUGAAAGUUAAUGAUAAAGUAGAAAAUGUAUCUGCCAUUUUAAAUUUUUAUAGAUGUAUAACAUAUAAAAAAAUUCAGAAAGACAUUUUUACUGUAAGAUCAUAAUUGUUGAAAUAUGAUCAAUGUUUGCAAUAUGCAUUUUGCAUUAUGUUUAUCGAUAAAAGUCAGUAUUUGCUUGUUUUGUGUGGAAGCACUUGUAUACGCCCCUGAGUACCUCCUUGCAAUGAGGGCUUUGAGUACCAUUUGCAAAUGAUAUUCAGUGACCCUGAAUUUCAAAGUUGACAUCUGUUAGCUGAGAAAUUGAAGACUUUGUUACAGUUAGUUUUGAUAGGAUUACAUUGACAUUACAAAAAAAUUACUCGAUCACCUUAUGAUAUCUAAUUUCUUCCUUAGAGAUUUGAUUGUAAGAUGCAUGUCUUUUAAGAUAUAUCAGAGUAAAAAAAAAUGUGAUUAAAUUGACAAUCGUAAGUAUGUAUAUAUUUUAAGCACAAUAUCCUGCUUGGAUGAAAUAUUCCAGUACUAUGGAGGCAGAAAUGAGUUAAUACGUGUAAUGAUAAAUUUCAGAAAUUGGAUGAAAAUCAAGCAGCUAGAUCACUUUGUCUUUUAUUCACUACUUUGAUGAUAGCCUAAAACAGAUUGAUUUGUUGUGAUUUCUUAUUGGUAAAUGCUCACUUUUAAGUGUUUGACAACAUGGCAUACAAAAAGUAAGCUUCGAGAUUGUUGAGAUAUUGCAAUAAUUGCCACCCCACCCCCCUUUUUCCAAGAUACAUGUAUGUGAUUAUUCUGAGCUAUAAUUUCAGAACUGGAUGAUAGCAUAUUAAAAGGAAAUUUGUUUAUUAUAUAUGAUUUAAAGGUAUACUAUAGCAUAAUUUUUUUUAGUCUCUGUAAAGUAGCUAGUAACAUUUUCGAUCUAUAUUUUAUGCUUGUUUGUUUUUUGUACUGUUAAGUUUCUCAGUGAGCAUAAUGGGCUAGUAUUUAUAUUGCUUCUUUGUUUUAUUAUACUUGAUUGUUUACUGCAAAAGCCGUAUUUUUAAGGGAGGAACUUCCCCGUUGAAUUUUGAUGUACAUUUUAUUUCCUGUUUCUGUUUUUAUUGUUGCUGUCAUAUUUCUGCGUUUUACGGAGGUUUAACGAAUAGAAAAUCAUCAGAGAUCUUCACUUGUUAAUACAAUAUUGUAUUAUACUUAUUGUGUCGUAUACUGUCCCAGACACAGAAUGAAAGUAUUUUAUGAAGUAGGAACGAGAGUUUUCUUCAACCCAACUUCAAUACAACAUGUAAUAAUGGUUAUAUUUUUAAAUGUGUUGAUGUGUCAUGUUCUUAAAAUCAACACACCAUUAUUUAACCAUGGAAGAUUUAUAUUCUGAAACAAUAGAAUUAUUUGUUCAAUUAUUCAGUUAUUUAUUCAAUUAUUCAGCUGUAUAGCUGAAUUCUAUGCAUUUUCCACUUUAAAUAUCGGAAGACCCCUCUUAAAUGAUUUAUCAAUUGCUCUAGAAUCGCUAGUCAAUCGACUCCUCUGUUCCAUGAUAAACAUGCUUAAUGCUUGUUAUCAGUUAAGUUCAUUGUUUGUUUGACUUGAAUUGUUGUGUUCAUUGUUUUUGUUAAGAAAACCAAACAGAGAUAACAAUUUAUAGACGGUAUUGUCUGUUCCUAUUUGUGUACCCUGAUGGUUGGGAUAAAUUGAGCGAAAGUAUUUUGUAAUCGGUAUAUUGAUUGUAUGUACAUUGGUCAUCAUUUUUACACAAGCAAUAAAUAAUGAAUAGAUUCAUAAAA
Messenger RNA from Ostrea edulis (European flat oyster), 8620 nucleotides. RefSeq names its product inactive phospholipase C-like protein 2. The transcript is spliced from 26 exons. Gene Ontology annotation, biological process: intracellular signal transduction; lipid metabolic process. NCBI's taxonomy places the organism in Eukaryota, Metazoa, Mollusca, Bivalvia, Ostreida, Ostreidae. Gene Ontology annotation, molecular function: phosphatidylinositol-4,5-bisphosphate phospholipase C activity; calcium ion binding. The coding region runs from base 34 to 3234 and encodes 1066 amino acids. The record is from RefSeq and is a predicted model, not a curated record.